GCUUGUGUGCAAAGCACCAAACAUUUCUGGACACCGGAAUUGCAAAACUUGCUAUCCUCUGGUGUAGUUUUGUUUUUCCCACACAGUUGUUUUUUUUUUGACAACUUGCGAAACCCAAUCCAACAACAUGUGCGGAUUCCGUAACCGUUGUUGUUGGUUGCGGGGUAUAUGGGAUUCCUCGUCAAUUUCCCGUAAGGUGGUAAACAACGGUGGAUCGAAAUUUCCACCCAAACAAGCACAAACACACUUACGGCGAUAGUGUGCUGCUUGCUCGUUUGCUUGACUCGAAUCAUGCUUUGCUCAGCUCAUGAUGCAGUCUUCAUUUGCGAGCGCUCGGAAUCAACAGUUUAGUUUGAUUUGAGCUGCCCCACGAGUAGGAAGCAAACAACGUUUCGGUUCUCGGUCUGGAUUAUUAUUACUGUUAUAAAACUACUGAGUAGUUGUGUGUACUUGUUACUAGUACUACGCCCAGGCCUCUCCUAUAUAGUACCUACUCUAUACACUUAGCUAGCUCGAUUAUUUGCUAGUGAUUCUCUCGAGUCUACGCGAAUUUCUAUACAAUUUUGUGAGGUAAUUGCGCGAUCGCUCGUUUGGUGACGUCGACGUGUACGUAGUGGUGCGAUACUUUCAAGUCUCAAGUUAAAACCAAGACCUGUUUCUCCAAGGUACGGACACGGACUGAAAUUCGGGUUCUCAUCACUUGUAUUUUCCUUUCGCUCGAGUUAAAUGCCUCGAACAAGUCGGAUUUUUCCAUACUAUAAUUGUGCAGCUCGCUGUUGGUUUCGUUUAAUAUCUAAAAACGUGCAAAUAAACUUUAAUCACUGAAUUGUGUAUGCAACAAUGCAUUGGAGACAGUGAUCGAUUCGCAAGAUCGAUACGUUCAUUAACAUAGUGAUAGCAGAUUGAAGUUUAUCGAUUGCGCCAUCUUGUAAUAAGACCUAAGUGUACCCUAGCGCACUUGCUGGAUUAAGGGAAAAAAAAUUAUCUAUCGACAGACGCGUGUGUGUAGAUUUAAAUUGUUGCGUUGGAUGUGUGUGCCUAGGGCUAAAAAUAAUCGGUCCAGCCAGCGACCAUUGUAGUGAAGUUCUAUAGCCAAAACACUUGCCACCAAAAGUCAGCUUGGACAAAAGCGUGUUACCCCAGAAAGUGGAAAAUCAGCACCCAUAGAAGAGAUCAAUUCCUAAAAAGUUUUCCAAGAGUCCCUGGAUAAGAAAAGAUGAAUCCUGCCAAGGGAGGAACCACAGCCGGAGGUUUCACCUACCCACGUUCUAUUCCAGCCCACGAAGGACACCCGCAGAAGGAUCUGGACGGUGGUAACAAAUUCGCCUCCGACAGCGGCGCCGUAGAUUCCGGUUAUCUGUCCGGUCAGUGUCUCAGUUCGUGUGAGUUCACCUCGUCUUCGUCCGUGGAUAUUCCGGAGGAACGUCCUGUAGAGCAGAGGUUUCACCACUCGCAGCAGGACAAACCCCAACAAACAAUCCUAGCACCGGUCCUCGAGGACGACUCGCAUACCUUGGACUCCGGAGUCGAUUUGGACUCCAGUCAACAGUCGGAAUCAGCCAUGCGGGUGAAACCUAUGAACGAUUUGGCCGCCUACUUCGCCAAGAUGAACGUAUCCUCGUACGCCCAGCCCGUGAAGCCCGAAACUUACUACCUCCAGAACAAGUUCGGCGAUACCUACUUGCACUUGGCUGUACUCCGUGAAGCCACCGAAGUGGUGAAACUGCUGGUCCAGGUCGCACUCAAGCCUAGCUGGUUGAACAUCCAGAAUGAUAUGGGCCGAACACCGUUGCACCUGGCAGUGCUCAGCGGUCAGAAAAAUGUUGUGCGACUAUUGGUCCAGUCUGGUGCCAUACCAGUUCGUGACGACGAAGGAAACACGCCGCUCCAUCUGGCCUGUCUGUACCAUCGACUUGAAUGCGCGUACGAACUGCUGGAACCCCUUAACAACAACUUGGAAGAGUGGAACUAUAAUGGCAAACGAUGUGUCCACAUUGCCGCCGAAGCUUCAGACAUCGACAUGCUGCGGUUGCUCAUCAAUGCUGGAGCCGAUAUUAACUCAAAGGAAGGCACAGCGGGCUACACCCCCCUGCACAUCGCCAUCGACCGUCUCGACGAGAAGCUGGUACAGUUUCUGCUCGAAGAGUGCCCCAAGCUGCGGCUGGAGCAGACGACCUAUGCCGGGCUUACGGCCUACCAGCUGGCCGCCCACAACCAGACCUUACUGAGCAGGCUAAGAAGCCGCGGAGCCGAGCCACUAACUCCACCGGAGAGCGACUAUGAGGAUAGCGACGACAGCGAGGAAGACGAAAAGAUUCCAUCGUUUUACGGAUCCAAUGUCUUUGGUAGCCAAUUUCCUGGCCUCUCAACCAUCAACGUUGCUUAGGCAAAACGAAAAACUAAUUAUUCCUCUUUUGAGAAAGUUUUUACUCAAAAAGUAACUUAACAAUUAUUUUAUUCCCUUUAAACAAAAUAUCUACCGACUUGAUGGUUUAACUUUAUUUAAACAAAAAAAAACGAUCCAAACAAACGUGGCAGUGUGCUCUGUAUCUCACUGUUAAAUGUUUAGAAUAGGCGAUUUUCCCACCAUUAAACCGAAAAACAUUUAAAUUCCUUGCCAAAACAUAAAUGUAGAACAACCCUUUUUAAGCUUCUCUUGUGACAGUAACAAACAGUCUGGAAAUAAACCAUAUCUACAUCAAAUUUUAAAAUUUUCCCCGUUCAGUAACCCUCGUGUAGAAAUUUUGUGUACAUAAAAUUCUAUGUACCUGUUAGUGUACCAUCACAUUUUAACUCAUCCCGGCCUGUUCAUUGAUCAAUAAUGUAUCGUUUCUAUUGCUUCAAAUUUUAAAUUCUUUUAACAUAGAAACACCAAUAGGAAAAACCUUUGUACACAAGCGUAGAACAAACUAGCGAAAAAAAUCAAUGUUUCGAAAUUCGUUCAUGGCUCAUCAACUGCGUUGGUAAAAUAAAUUCAAGAUAAAUGGAAGAUACAUUUAUUGUUUAUACAAAUAUACAUACUUGAACAAUA
Molecule: messenger RNA, 3031 nt
Organism: Uranotaenia lowii
Lineage: Eukaryota; Metazoa; Arthropoda; Insecta; Diptera; Culicidae
Product: NF-kappa-B inhibitor cactus-like
Exons: 5
Coding region: 1217-2386 (389 amino acids)
Molecular function (GO): protein binding
Source: RefSeq, a predicted model, not a curated record